This is a messenger RNA of Aureobasidium vineae, 1818 nucleotides long. NCBI's taxonomy places the organism in Eukaryota, Fungi, Ascomycota, Dothideomycetes, Dothideales, Saccotheciaceae. The record is from the annotation of a GenBank genome assembly.
AUGUCUCAACUACCACAGGCAGCCAGCAACACGAGUAGAAGGAGUGAUGUUGCCGCCCAGAUCUCUAUACUAUCGACCAGUGCUGCUGGGGAACGACAAUACCUGGGCUCUACUAGUGGUGUGCUGUUCGCGGAUCUGGUGAGAGCGAGUGUCGACGUUCCUCAUUCGAGACACCCAUCGCCACCAAUCACGAUACAUUCCGAGGACUCACCAGAAAUUUCUGAAGAAAUUCGUCCUGACAUACCACGAGAGCUACCGCCGAAGAAGCUAGCACGGAAGCUGAUACAAGCGUAUCUUGAUCAUGACUUCCUAAGCUAUCCCUUCCUCACACCGUUAGAGAUUCAUAGGAUUCUAGACUGCUUGUAUGGCUCGGGCAUAGCAAGUCUGACCUGCUAUGAACUCUUCGUGAUUGAUAUGCUCUUCGCUAUUAGUACAGCGCAGGUCUCAAAGUACGACUGGAGGCAAUUGCCGAGUGCUGAAAGCCACCAUGCUCGAGCAAUGUCUAACAUUGGUGGUGUUCUACGCCUUGGCGGGUUGCAGUCUUUGCAUGCUAUCCUUCUGCUUUGCCAGUACAGAACGGGCAGCUCCAUUCAAGACAACUCGGGGUCAAUGUGGUUACUCGUCGGAAUUGCCGCUCGGAUGUGCUUUGAGAUGGGAUUGCACAAGGAGUCAGCCUACCAAUUGACCGGACCUGGAGACGACGAUGCUACGGCAAAGCGCUACCUACUACAGGAGUCAAAGAGGCGAUCUUUCUGGAGUGUCCUCUGCAUGGACAGAAUUACAUCGCUCAUACUUGGUCGACCCUGUGCUAUAAGAGACGACGACUUUGACCAUGUUUGUCCGAUGGAGGACUCUACAAUAAUCCCAUCUCCCAGUGCGGACGGACAUAUAAUGCCGUUUGUCUUUAGACACAUCGUAUCCUAUCGAUUACUUUGCGGCCGGGUUGUUUCUGCUCUCCACCGCAAGAAAGCUUCGGAUGUCUCGGAGCAACAUGUUCUGCAAAUAAGACAAGAACUCUGUGCAGACCUCGAAAAAUGGAAACAAGAUGUAGAACAGUUGCAUCUGGAACAGACUCCGCAAACAUCCUCUUCCUGUCACCUGUCUAUGGAGUGGUACGAUCUGUUAUACUCUAAUGCUAUGCUUAUACUCUGGCGCCCUUCACCGCUCCUACCUGACGUCUCGCACGACGCAAAAGCCCUACAAUUCAUCUUCGAAUCGGCAAAACAGAGCAUCACAAUUUAUGCGAGCCUCCACAAGUCCCGAAAGAUCAACUACAGUUGGAUCACUUUGCAGUCGGUAUUCCUUGCUGGUCUGUCAUAUGUGUAUGCCUGCGGUCGUCACUUCCGCUCGCGCUGGCGCAACCCUUCCGAGCCAUCCUUGCAGAAAGAUCCGACGACUAUCGAAGUGGUGAAUGACACUAGAGCAUGCUCAAAUGUGCUUGUAGCCGUCUCUGAACGUUGGAACGCGCUCAGGAAUUGCCAUGAAGUAUUCGAUAGACUGUCAGAUGCCAUUUUGAGCGAUGCGAUCAAACUUCAAACGGCACAAGCACAGCAAAUGGCUCAUUCUAUGGUAACGCAGCCUGUUGGCAUGAGCAACAACAGCAAUUUCAACAACACUUUGAUGACGUCGCGGGACACGACUACUUUCUCGCCAUUAGCUGUCGAUACGGAGUUUCUGCACUGUUUUGACGAUCUGCAGCAACUGUACAACAUGCAGCAGAUAGAAGACCCGAUCAUGGAGUUGAGUCAAGACUGGCUCGGUUACUUGGGAAAUGGUAGCGAGUUUGUUGAGCCUCCGUAUCAAAUGUCGGGGUAUUAA